Chara braunii is the source of this 2236-nucleotide messenger RNA. The record is from the annotation of a GenBank genome assembly. Lineage: Eukaryota; Viridiplantae; Streptophyta; Charophyceae; Charales; Characeae.
GGCGCUCAGCGCCCAGCCUACUCUACUCGGCCUCUCUAAUCUAUCUACGUUCAUGCGACAUGAUCACACCAAAGUCGAAGACCAACGUACGUGACGCCAACACCAAUGCCGACCACCAGCAUACACCAGGUACGUUCUCUCUCCUCUCGCCAUCACCCCUCGUCUGCCGACAUCAUGCGCCUCCUACCCGAAGACCACCCUCGCCAUCGCCUGCCUUGUGCCCCUGCAGCCCGGCUAUGGCUGCUAUGCGUCCGCUGCCUCAGCAGCGCCCCUUACCUCAGCGUCCGUGCGCAAGUCCGGCCAGCAGGCAAAUGCAGACGCUAGCGCAGCAACACAGCAGCGUGUCCGCAUUGCCCGCCAACGCCAGAAUGCCUCUUCCAGGGGCUCACACUUUCCUUUAUGGAAAGUGUGCCGCUACUGGCUGUCCUGGCCAGCAAUGUAGGGGCGCCCAGUAGCUUCAGUUGGGCCCCAGGUGUCUGCGCCCAGGCCCAGUUUCCUGAACUGGACUGGGCCUCGUGCAGUUUGGCACUUCCAGGCAGCCACCCAGCCUCCAAGUGUUUGCAGCAUUCUCAUUGGCUCGCAGCACACGUGUGACAACAAUGCUGCUUCCUCAUUGGCCCGUAACCAGUGUCGGCCUCACACAGCGUGUGCCCAGGGCGCAACCACCUGAGCCGUGGGCUCAACUGUACAGCGCAGCCCUUUGCUUCUGGAUAGAACCUGGAGGCUCGCGUUGCUCGGUAACCAACUGGUGUGCUGCAACUGUCUGAGUACCCACAUAUGGAAAAAUUGUUGAAAACAGGCCUCACGUCGAUAUUCAGGCCCGCCUUCACUUAAGGACGGUCCAAGGCUUGCUGGGCGGCCACGGCUCAGAACACUUGUAUGUAUAAUAAGGGCUCCCCGCGGGGCUCACAUUCCUCGCAGCUGACAAGAACCAGGUCCAACUCAAUCACAUUCCUCCGGAGCGUCUUUCACAUCCGUUCCUCAUGAUUAGAUUCCAGUUUUGGGGGGACAUUCACACAGACGAAAAAAAAGAAAAAAAGAAGAGAAUGAAAGAGAGACAAGGAUCAAGGGAAGAACAGGGAAUGACCUCAUGCUUUUCGUCUCAAACAUUCCACAAUAAACCCAAUCAAAAAAUAUUUAGAAGAAAGAAAGCAGUCCACCCUUGCCCGAAGAGGUGGUCACGGUGAAAACAGUCUCACAUGGUGACGCUCCGUCAAUGGUAAUCCAUUCGAAUCCUUCCGCAGUGUCCCGAGACAUGACAGCUCCAAGCUAACAUCAUAUAUCUAGGUCACUAAUUAAACAAGACACAUGUUGAGGGUCCCUCCAGUAUGCGAUUCAAUCAACAUAAUCAUCACACAGACCGCCGUGCCGAUUCCAAAACGCUAGCAGGAAAAGAUCAGAAGGAAGCCGACCCCGCUCAGAAAGAUAUCCUCAAAGCACCUUUCCCAGAUUACCCACUAUAUUCAUGCAAAACGCUCGUUGUGAACCUAUCCAACAGAUACCUGCAAAAAGAGCUCAAAACCAUACGAGGAGAGGAAUGCAAUCUACCAACCAUUCUACUGUUCAUCCGCUCAUCAGGUCAGACCGCCAGAGUAAGUACAUCGUCGCUCCGACUCCAGAAUCUUGGCCGAUGCGAGAUCAGUUGGUACAACCACAAACUGUGGGAACACAGACCCAAGUUUGAAUCCAGAAAAGAAGAUCAAGGAAAACCGACUCCUUGCAACGAGGAUUCUCGAAGUAUUCGCCCCUACUCGAUGAGAUAGCCGCACAGGUCAUACCCCCAAAAUAUGCAACAAGAUCCCUGUUGACGGAUUAUGCCCAUUAGAUAUCUGCUAGAAAAAGAGACGGCGAAGAAGUCCGAUACUAUACCACCCACGCAAUCAACCAGUUCACCCAAUCAUCAAGUCAGAGUAAGAAUGUCAGCAUUCUAAAUCCCGAUCAAAGGCAGCCGAUUCUGUACAAACAGAUGCUUGAAGCACAGUUCCAAGACAAGACUGCCUACCAUACUCGUUCGAGAUAUAGCUCAAGUAUCAAGGCAAGAGUCAGUUCCCCUGACAAGGAGAUUCAUGAGAUCUCCUUGUGAUCCGCAGCUGAGCAAAGUCCGAAGAGGUAAAAACUGCAAAGAGCCAGGAAACGGAUCUUCAUAUGUAGAUAAGAAAAAUUGCAGCGAUCACUACGGAACCAAGGAAAUCUCCGGAUGCAGCGAUUAAUACCGAAGUAAAGGAAUCCAAAUAGC